UUUCCGGUUUUCCAAGGCUCUUUCCGUUCCGCACAGUGCGGCUUCCGUUUUCCUUCCUACCUCCCCGCCUCCUUCUCUCGCCGGAAAACCAGCUUUUCUCGCCGGAAAGGCCCUUCUCCUCGCCGGGAAUCGCCUCUCACCGAAUCUUUACGGCCUUCUCUCUUGGUUUCUUCGCCCGGAGCCAUUAAAUUCUUGGAGGCGGUUCCGCUGCCGUGACGUCGAAGGGAGGCUCCGGAUCUCGUCUCGAUUCGGUGCCCGGAGGGGAAUGUGGCCUUUGCUUUUGAAGCGGAGGGCGGUUCUUUGAUCUCUUUCGGUGGGGCUGCUUGUCCUCCCGCGGAGGAUUUGGAAUUCUUUCGGCGGAUUUCUUCAUUCGGCGGACGGUGGAGGGGUCACGGAUCCGCGAUCGGUAUGAGAUGGUGGAAGGAAGGGCUUGUUUAUCGAGAGAGGUUAAAAAUGAGCUAGAAAUUUUGAAGCGUAAAAGGCUUCAAAGGAUGAUGUCAGGUACUGUGCCUGAAGCAACUCAUGCUGGCAAUAUGAUGUCUAGAAGUGGAGGUGAUGGUUUAAAAGCUUCUGCAUCAUGUGGAGUGAGAAUACAUGGAAAUGCACAUGCAUUUUCUUUUGGCAGUAGUCCUGCUACAGAUGCUUUUUCAAAGCACAAAGUGGAAAAGUUUGACUUGUCUAACUUAGAAUGGAUUGAGAAGAUCCCAGAUUGUCCUGUAUUCUGCCCCACAAAGGAGGAGUUUGAGGAUCCGCUAAAUUAUCUCCAGCAGAUUGCUCCUGUGGCCUCAAAAUAUGGUAUAUGUAAGAUUAUUUCCCCUAUUAGUGCUUCUGUGCCUGCUGGUGUCGUAUUGAUGAAGGAGCAAGCUGCAUUUAAGUUCACCACUAGAGUGCAACCUCUACGCCUUUCUGAUUGGGCUAUCGAUGACAAGGUCACCUUUUUCAUGAGUGGAAGAAAGUAUACUUUUCGAGAUUUUGAGAAGAUGGCAAACAAGGUAUUUGCUCGAAGAUACUCUAGUUCUGGGUGCCUCCCAGCUAAGUACUUGGAAGAACAAUUUUGGCAUGAAAUUGCUUUUGGCAAGACAGAGUCCGUUGAGUAUGCAUGUGACAUUGAUGGUAGUGCCUUCUCAUCUUCUCCGAGUGAUCAGCUUGGAAAAAGCAAAUGGAACUUGAAGAGACUUCCUCGGCUGCCCAAUUCUACGCUGAGGCUUCUGGGGACGGCAAUUCCUGGAGUGACAGAUCCAAUGCUCUAUAUUGGGAUGCUUUUUAGCAUGUUCGCUUGGCAUGUGGAAGAUCACUAUUUGUACAGCAUUAAUUAUCACCAUUGCGGAGCAUCUAAAACUUGGUAUGGAAUUCCAGGCCAUGCUGCUUCAGAGUUUGAAAAGGUUGUUUAUGAGCAUGUUUAUGAUCGUGAAAUUUUGGCCGGUCAAGGAUAUGAGGCAGCAUUUGAUAUACUCCUGGGAAAGACUACAAUGUUUCCUCCUAAUAUUCUGUUGGAACAUAAUGUUCCUGUUUAUAAAGCUGUACAAAAACCUGGAGAGUUUGUUAUCACCUUUCCUCGAGCUUAUCAUGCAGGCUUCAGUCAUGGUUUCAAUUGUGGAGAGGCAGUAAACUUUGCUAUUGGCGAUUGGUUCCCCUUUGGGGCUGUGGCUAGCCAGCGUUAUGCACUUCUUAAUAGGACGCCAUUACUUCCUCAUGAGGAGCUUCUCUGCAAGGAAGCUGUGCUUCUUUCUAAGAGACUGUCGAAUCCUGAUCCCAAAGAGCCUUCUGAAGAUUUCCGCUCCCAACACAGCAUUAUGAUUUCUUUUGUGCAUUUAAUGCGGUUCCAACACCGUGGUCGUUGGUCGCUCAUGAAAAUGGGAGCUCGCAUGUGCUGUAAUUCAAAAUUUCCUUUAUUGGUGCCAUGCAGCAUCUGCCGGCGUGAUUGUUAUGUUUCUUAUGUUGCAUGUAACUGCCAUGUGGGUCCUAUCUGCCUCCGUCAUGAGAAAGAGCUGAGGAAUUGCCCUUGCGGCUAUAAUCGUGUUGUGCAUUCAAGGGAGGACAUUCUCAAAUUGGAGGCUGUAUCUAAAAAGUUUGAGCGGGAGGAUGGAAUACUAGAGGAGGUCCAAAAGCAAGCACAAGAAUGUGAUGAGUCAUGUCUACAACCAAACUUGUUUCAAUGCAGGGAAGGUGGUGGAUACAAGCCAUAUUGUGAGAUAAAAUUUGAAGCAAGCCCUGGUGCACAAGAAGAGAGCAUAUUGCAUAACAACGGGUAUACAAAUUAUAGUAGGAUGACAUUUAUUCAGACCAAGAGUUCUGAGAGGGUAUCAGCUGGUGAAUCUGAAUCUGCAGUACCAGUUACAUCUGACAAAACUUCUUCUGCUGACAAAGCCGGUUCUCAUGACAUUUUAAGUGUACAAGAAAGUGAUGAUUCUGAUUCAGAAAUGUUCAGAGUUAAGCGCAGGUCCAGCAUGAGCAUAGAGAAAAGAUCUGUUGGGGAGACCAGAAUGCUUCCUGAACAUCAGCUAAAGGACAGCACUCAGCAUCAAAAAUCAAAGGGGAAAAAGGUAUUGAAACGACUGAAGAAGCUCCAUUCUGAAGUAAGACCCAUGCGUAUGUCAUCACCAAAAAAAUAUGCUCCGGAUAUGGCAAAUUGUUGUUCUGUUCCGAACAUCCCUUCUAACCAGAUUCCAGAUCUUGUACCUAGAAACAGGCUUUGGGGAGGAAUUCCAGAACCAGUAAAGAUUAGGCUCCAACCAUCGGAGGGGAGGUUUACAAAUGAAGGAGAAGCUGUGAAACUAAAAUUUAUUGAGAACCAAAAGGACAUUCUUCAAUGUAACACUGUGGAGAACACGAAGGAAUCACCAUCCAUAGAACUUGGGCCAAAGCGCUUGAAAGUUAGAGGCCUUUCUUUUCCUAACAAUGCUGCCGAUGAAGGCAGCUCUAGCUGUAGACUGCCAGAAGGCAAAGAUUUAACUGGCAGGCAUGCGUUUUAAUGUAUGCUGCGAGAGACUGAUGCUAACUAUGACUAUUGACUCGGCUCUAACUACAGGAAGGGAAGGCUCAACUUCAAGUUGUGGUUGAUUAACAGCUUGUGUUUCUAGCAUGGGAGGAUUCACAUAAUUGAUUCUUUUGCAAGCCUCAAAUUGAGGUGCUGGCAUGAUUCUGGAUUCAUUGGGGGUUCACGCCUGUCUUAUAUAUAUAUCUCUUUUUUUUUUCUUUUGUUUUGGGGCAGGGAACCUUGUGAAAUCAGGCAAAGGAAAGAAAUUGUGGAACGUUAUUUGUAUAUACUUGAUCAAUUCUUGUAGGGUGGGUAUUCCACUGUAUGAAGGGGUCGAUCUACUGCUCUUCCAAUUUAUUUUAUUCUUUUAUACAGUUAGUCCCAUGCCAUGGAAGUAUGAAUAAAAAGCAACUGUAUUUGCAUCUGCCCUUUAGGGUGGUCCUUGGGCGACA
Molecule: messenger RNA, 3429 nt
Organism: Phoenix dactylifera (date palm)
Lineage: Eukaryota; Viridiplantae; Streptophyta; Magnoliopsida; Arecales; Arecaceae
Product: lysine-specific demethylase JMJ13
Biological process (GO): regulation of gene expression; chromatin remodeling
Cellular component (GO): nucleus; chromatin
Molecular function (GO): histone demethylase activity
Source: RefSeq, a predicted model, not a curated record